AUGGCAACGAUGUUCCCCUUCCUGAACCUCCCAAUUCACCCAACCCUCGCGGACGUCCUGGCCCGACAAACUGAACUCAUGGCGCACUUAGUCAAUCAAAUGGGCAAUGCCGGCAAUCAUGGUCCAAGAGCUGAGCCUCCAGUGAACAGGUUCGGAGAAUUCUUCCGCACCAACCCACCCAUCUUUCAUGGCUCCAAGGAUCCACUUGAUGCAAACUUCUGGCUCAAUGUGAUCGAAGAAAAACUUGGUCUUAUUGAGUGUGAGCCACAUGAGAAGUGUAAAUUGGGCGAUUCUCACGGCGGGAAGGGCAGCGCCGUCAUCUACGGCCUCGCGCAAUGCCGCGGCGACGUCUCCGCCGGCGACUGCGCCGCCUGCCUCGCCGACGCCGCCAAGCAGCUCCCCAGCACCUGCAGCUACAGCUCUGACGCAAGGAUCUGGUACGACUUCUGCUUCAUGCGGUACGAGAACGCCGACUUCAUCGGGCAGGCGGACAUGGACGCCGGCGUGAUCCUGGUGAACGUGCAGGCGGUGGACAACGCCAAGGCGUUCGAGAAGGCGGUGGCGAAGGUGGUCGGGAAGGCGACGGCGCAGGCGUCGGCGGCCGGCAGCGCGGGGCUCGGGCGGGGCAGGGACCAGUACACGCCGUUCGUGACCGUCUACGGGCUGGCGCAGUGCACGCGGGACCUGGCGCCGCUGGCGUGCGCGCAGUGCCUGUCCACGGCGGUGUCCCGGUUCGGCGGCUACUGCGGCGCGCGGCAGGGGUGCCAGAUCAACUACAGCAGCUGCAGGGUGCGCUACGAGAUCUACCCCUUCUACUUCCCGCUCGCCGGCGACGGUCGCCGCGCCGUCACCGACAUGACCAAGAACACCAAGAUCGUCGUGCACCCUUGAUGAUAAGUUGUUUGUUUGUAUGUGUGUGUGUGCUUGUAAUAAGCUAAGCGGCGCAUCAUGAUGUGCUUGCACACUUAAGUUUGAAAGUCGCUAAGAAUGAAGUGACUGGCUUGAUGUACGUUGGUCGUUGGAUAAGGCUAUGAAGAAAUAGCCUUUGCCUGUGUAACUGGGAAUAAAGAUGUGCUUGCUACUGCUAAGCAGUUUUAAGCACACGUCUGCGUCGAAGCAAUAAUAUUGAUAAGUUAGC
Panicum virgatum (switchgrass) is the source of this 1138-nucleotide messenger RNA. Its product is annotated as cysteine-rich repeat secretory protein 55-like. The coding region runs from base 1 to 891 and encodes 296 amino acids. NCBI's taxonomy places the organism in Eukaryota, Viridiplantae, Streptophyta, Magnoliopsida, Poales, Poaceae. The record is from RefSeq and is a predicted model, not a curated record. The transcript is spliced from 3 exons.